AUGGCCAGUCAUCAACAAAAUUCUACUCCCAUCAAGAAAGAAGAGAGUCAAGUGGAUCCAUUAGUCACCCAUCGGGAUGAAAACUCUAUAAAGGCUCAAACUGAAUUGUCGUUUUCCAUAUGGAAGAGAAUAAAUCCUGGCUAUGUGAUUCCAACGGAACCAGUACAGUCCACAACCAAAGAUGCAUUCAAGCCACAAUAUUCAGAUCCUGUUGAUAAAUCUGCGUUCAGGGCUGUUGACAAAUUCAGUCAGUGGCGAGAGGAAGAUCUAAAAACUUUCGGGAAGUUAACUUCAGCAACACCCAAAGCUGCAUCUGACAAGAAGCCGUGGAAGUUUUGA
Molecule: messenger RNA, 339 nt
Organism: Naegleria lovaniensis
Lineage: Eukaryota; Heterolobosea; Eutetramitea; Acrasida; Naegleriidae
Exons: 3
Coding region: 1-339 (112 amino acids)
Source: RefSeq, a predicted model, not a curated record